Molecule: messenger RNA, 1035 nt
Organism: Rotaria sp. Silwood2
Lineage: Eukaryota; Metazoa; Rotifera; Eurotatoria; Philodinida; Philodinidae
Source: the annotation of a GenBank genome assembly
AUGGAUAACAAUGGUUUUGUUGAAAUUAGCAAAAUUAAAUCUGAUGCUUUUUUCGAUCUCAUAGAAAGCAUGUCUAGUGAAAUUGAAGUUGAAAUUUUAAAAGCGCAAGGAAUCAAUAAUGUUCUUUCUUUAUUAAGAGCACAAGAUUUGUAUUCAUUCUUUAGACUUGAUUGUGAGGAACUAGAAGAUUUAAGAAAUCGUGCAUGUUUAAAGUUAAAAAAUGGUGAAUAUAUGAUACGACCAGCCAUAAAAGAUAAUCUUGAUUAUUGCAUAGCUGUAUUAAAAGGCAAAUUACAUGAACAGUUACCAUAUCGAUCAGAAAAUCAUAAUUCAAGUUCAAAUGAUUCGAAUGAACAACCUAAUUACUUCAUCAACACAUUCAUCAGUAGUCUUAAUGAUAAUAUGAAUCGCUCUAAAUACCGUUAUCAAUACAAUUCAAUGAUGCGACGGUUUGCGUCUAGUGUGUAUGCAUUAGGUGGUCGAAAUGUUUAUCAGUUCUUACGUUUGAACAUUCCAGGAGCAUUUCCAUCUAUUCCAACAUUAGAAUCUUAUCAUAAUGAAUUUUCUACACGUAUUGAAGAAAGUGAAUAUCGUUUUGAUGGGUUGGUUAGUUAUUCAAAUAAAAUUAAUUGCUCUUAUAUAUAUAUUUCCGAAGAUUGUACUAGCGUAAUCAGCAAAGUCAAUUAUGAUGUUACAACUAAUUCAUUUAUUGGUUUUUGUCCUGAAUUGAAGAAUGGUUUAUCAUCAAUUCGUCAGUACCAAACCGAUGAUUUUUAUGAAUUAGAAGAAUGGUUUCAGACAGUAAAACAAUCAACUCUAGUAAAUAUCUAUACUGUUCAACCUAUCACACAUGAAGCAGCAGCUCCGUUUCUAUUAUCUUGUUUUGGUACCGAUAAUCAAAUUGUUUCAAUAUCUAUACUUUUUCGUUGGUUGUAUAUAUAUGACAAAUGUCAUACUAAUAAUAUUAAAGUUGUUGGUUUUUCGAGCGAUGCUGAUCCUAGAUUUGUUAAAGCUAUGAGAUUAGCAACAGGUUAG